Molecule: messenger RNA, 959 nt
Organism: Rhizopus microsporus ATCC 52813
Lineage: Eukaryota; Fungi; Mucoromycota; Mucoromycetes; Mucorales; Rhizopodaceae
Exons: 3
Coding region: 188-838 (216 amino acids)
Source: RefSeq, a predicted model, not a curated record
UGAACUCUAUGAAGAAUCCCUAGGAGAGCAGAAGUUCAGAAAACUUUUCGAACCAACUACUAUCUCUUGGAAAGAAGAACCAGCGUGCAAAAAAUUGAUAGAUGCGUUAUCUGCAAGCAACGUGGAUGCACGGGACUUGUGUCAGAUUAUCCGAGCUCCUAUAAUUGAAGCAAAAGACUAUCGUCCUAUGAUUCAUUAUGAUCUUCGUGCAAUCGAGGUCAUUGCUGGUCGAUGGAUUGACCUAAUGUGUUCGCCGCGUAACCAUAUAUCAAUGAUAUGUGGCGAAAGAACUAGUGCUUUGGAUAGUGGAAUUCUGAUCCUUCAAAACUUGUUUCUCCAAUUCAAUGAUCGCGUCUCGUUCAAAUGGAUCGAAGUAGAAGCUGAAGGAACAAAGCGCCAUAAAUGGGACGGCGUUUUGCAAAAUGUGAACGAUGAUGAUGACAAAGCAACAGUGAUGCUAAUAGAGUUUGCUGGUGGCUUCGGAAAUCAAAACGCAAAAAAAUUAGAGAAUGAUACCGAAAAGGUGUAUCGCAACGCAGCUCGACUCUUGAACAGGCGAGACAGCAACGAAAACUGUCAACCCCGUAUUUUCAUAGUUCUCACACAAGAUCGAACCAUUUAUUUUGAAUCAUUGACGUUAAUGACUAAUCUCACUUACGUUCGAACACGAGCGGCUGAAAUCCAAGUUCCUUAUUCGCCAGACGGUUUAAAGAAGACUAUAAAGCAUAUGAAAGAUGUAUUUGCUUGGCGCGACUCGGUUAUCAGUUCCAUUCAAGAAGACACGGCUUCAUUACGUGAUGCCAAUCUUGACACGAAUCCCAUCCCUGGUACACCUUAGUAGCUGAUUAGUAGCUUUUUUCUUUGUCUUCGUUCCAAACCUUUGUUAUGCGAUACCAAAUUUUCGAAUCAUUAAAAACUUCAACUUCUGAAAAUUAAAAUUUUGAUUUCCGUAACGUGAC